AACAACGGCGACCAAGCGACCGAAGAGGAGUCGUGCAAAAGUUCUGAAGUUCUCCGCCUGGAUUAGAAACUGUAGUCGCAUUUCCAAGAUUGUCCCAGCCUCCGUACAACGUCAAACAACACCAUGUGCGACUCACCGACAAAGAACUACACAUAUUUUCAUGAAAUGAUCCAACAAAGAGAGCUUGAUGAGCCCCGGAGGCGUCUCUCAACUCGUCGAUCGCCUUCUACCUCAUCGUCGUCCUCGUCCAACGAAGACGAACCCGCUGAAAAGCCCAGGACGAAUGACGUCGAGCAAAUUGCUGUUAACGGUAAAGGCAAGGCCGAAGUAAGCGGAACAAAAGAGGAGGCGGAGAACGACGGCGUGCACUGCGAUCCAGGUAUGAAGAGUGGGCUGCAGCACCUCUACUCUGGAAAAGAAGACAAAAAAGGUAGAUUUCAGUGGCAAGAUAAGAUUCCCGAAGACAUUGGGGAUCCAGUGGAGAAUGACGAGACAGCAAAAUGGGCAUUGCUGGUGCGAAAUGUCAAAGUCUACAACGACCCCACGCGAGUCUUGUCCGUACACUCGAUCGUUGUCCAGAGCCCUCUACUCAAGACACUGCUCGCGGGAGUCCUGAAAAACUACCCUGGAGUCACCGUCGGCUUGAAUCGACUCGAGUUCUCGGGCAAGUUUGAACCGCUCAUCCAUCGAUGGACUGAAUUACAAGAAGCUAUUGGCAAACUAGGCGAUGAGACCGAGGAUCAACAGACGACGAAAGCGCAUGCCGAACUACUCCAGGAGGUUCUCGUCAAGGAAUUCAAGAGCAUGAUCGAUACGUCUCAGGACAUGAAGAGCAAGCGGGUGAUGACAUACGAGCAUCUAUGGACACUGUUUCAACCCGGUGCGACAGUUUUCUCGCGACAAGACGGGCAAGAGACAGCUAUGGUCCUAGUGGAGACACGUUACGGGCAAGAUGCAAAGGGCACUCCGUGCUUCUGGCUUACCUGUAGAUAUGUUGACUGGGACGGCUCGAAAUUUGGUACGCAAAAGAUCAACCUCUCCGUCUCCAUAUACACCGGCACGCGCUCCAUCAGCUCGCUUCGAGUUUACCCGCUGGAGUAUCAUCCCGAGGGACAGGCUAUCCGUACGCGUCUUAUCGAGCGUGGCACCAAGGCUGAAGCACUGGCUGGACCGAAUUACCGUGCUUAUCAGGGCGUCGCGUGGCGACAAGGCGCAUUCGGUGCGAAGGAUAAGUACAACGUCAAAGGCCGGAUUGUCAUCGAUACGUACGGGUGGAACCGCUUCAACCCAACCCACUUAAUCUUCGUAGCUCCACUUAAUCAAAAGGAGCCUACGAACUCAUGGUCUCGCUUAGACGGCGAUCCCAUUGAAAACCUGUUCGGCGACGGCGGAGACGACGAGGAAAACCGCACUGAGGUGGAUGAUUACGAUGAGGAUGAUAGCGGCAUGCCAAUGGACGGUCACUUUGCCGACGAGGAAGAUGCAGCGAAGCACGUCCCACUCACCACCGAGCAAAAGCUCAUCUGCACUCCACUCCUUCGCGGCUAUAGUCUGAAGAACAAGCUUUGGCUUAACUUCUUCGUCAACUGCGUCAAGGAUAUCGAGUGGCAGAAGGAUGCAUUCGACCGACUGGUCCUACCAAAGAACCAGAAAGAACUGAUCCUAGGCUUCACAGAAUCUCAACGCAAGUUCCGGGAUACCUUCGACGACGUGAUCGAAGGCAAGGGCAAGGGCAUGAUUAUUCUUCUAUGCGGCCCGCCUGGCGUUGGCAAGACGCUCACGAGCGAGUCAGUAGCCGAAGAGAUGAAAGUGCCACUGUACAUGAUGAGCGCUGGAGAUCUUGGCUUCGACCCUAGAAAGGUUGAGACCAAGUUGCAGGACAUCCUCGAGAUGUGCAGUCGCUGGAACGCAGUACUCCUUCUCGACGAGGCAGACGUAUUCCUCGAGCAGCGAUCCCUCCACGAGCUCGAGCGCAACAAGCUCGUGUCCAUCUUCCUACGCGUUCUCGAGUACUACGAAGGCACCAUGUUUCUCACCACGAACCGCGUCCAGACCUUCGAUCCCGCCUUCCAAUCGCGCAUCCACAUCUCGCUCGACUAUCAAGAGCUCUCCGUCGACUCGCGCAAAAUGAUCUGGACUAACUUCCUUGACUCCACCUCCGCACAGGAUCACUCCAUUACGGCCCCGCAACUGCAUGAGUUGGCUAGGAUGAACAUGAACGGUCGGCAAAUCAAGAAUAUCCUUAAGAUUGCGAGGUUGCUGGCGAGUAGGAAGGAGGAGAAGCUUAGUCAUGAGCAUAUCGUUACCACGAUGGAGGUCACGCAGCAUCUGCACAAUGAGACGCAGUUUACUGACCGCAUGAGAGGGAGCUUAUAUGGGUGAGCAGUGUGUCUGAGGCGACGGUGGAGUCUAAGUCAGAAAGACUGCUAGAUUCAGUCGUGGAUUAGGCAACGAUAACCUAGCCGAGUGGUACCCGGCAAGGGUCUGGUAUGGUUACAGCAAAGUGGCGCAAGAGAUGGCGAUUACAUCAUGUAUUAUACAAAGAUAGCAGGACCAGGACAAGGAACGAUUCGCCUUCCGAAAGGGUGAUGUCUUUCCUCGCGCCCUAAGGUAGUUCACCGGAUGGUAGCAACGGCGUCAAGCUCAUCCAU
This is a messenger RNA of Cucurbitaria berberidis CBS 394.84, 2651 nucleotides long. RefSeq names its product P-loop containing nucleoside triphosphate hydrolase protein. Lineage: Eukaryota; Fungi; Ascomycota; Dothideomycetes; Pleosporales; Cucurbitariaceae. The record is from RefSeq and is a predicted model, not a curated record. The transcript has 2 exons. The coding region runs from base 124 to 2382 and encodes 752 amino acids. Gene Ontology annotation, molecular function: ATP hydrolysis activity; ATP binding.